Molecule: messenger RNA, 5162 nt
Organism: Hippocampus comes (tiger tail seahorse)
Lineage: Eukaryota; Metazoa; Chordata; Actinopteri; Syngnathiformes; Syngnathidae
Gene: kdm4b
Product: lysine (K)-specific demethylase 4B
Exons: 22
Biological process (GO): regulation of gene expression; chromatin remodeling
Cellular component (GO): nucleus; chromatin
Molecular function (GO): histone H3K9 demethylase activity
Source: RefSeq, a predicted model, not a curated record
CACGAAUAGCUUUAGCUUGCUAAAUACUAGAGGAAGCUCGGGCCAUCAAAUUUGUAGAAAACGACACUUCGUCGACUGAAAAAUACAAAGAGAGGCGACACUCCGCUGCAGGAGGUUUACCUGCACCCUUUAAAGGUGUCCCCAAUGGCGACCAACAUAGUCAUGGAUACAAUGGUGCCUCCUCAUCCUGUUCCAGCAUCGUUGGCUACAGCUCAAAAUGGGACUCCCAUCCAGGAGCCAGUGCUGGCUGAAAUACCUGAGACAGAGGUGACUUCGCAGCCCAUUCCUGCCCUAGCUGCCACUCAGGCUCAGCCUUCACAGCCAUAUAUCGCUGGUGGCCUUGCGCCUGAUUCUGAGCUGCCCCAGGCUCCUCUGCCUCCACCACCACCACCACCGUCCUGCACUAAGAACCCCAACUGCAAGAUCAUGACCUUUCGUCCAACCAUGGAGGAAUUUAAAGACUUUGCCAAAUACAUUGUCUACAUGGAGAGUGAAGGAGCUCAUCGUGCUGGGCUAGCCAAGGUGAUUCCACCGGAAGGUUGGAAACCACGGAAAUCCUAUGAAGCCAUUGAAGAUAUGGUGAUCCCAGCUCCCAUCAUGCAAGUGGUGACUGGUCAGUCUGGUCUGUUUACCCAGUACAACAUCCAGAAGAAGUCCAUGACAGUGGGGGAGUACCGGAAACUGGCCAACAGUAAAAAGUACUGCACGCCACGGCAUAAAGACUUUGAUGACCUUGAGAGGAAAUACUGGAAGAACCUGACUUUUGUGUCACCUAUCUACGGGGCGGAUGUUAGUGGAUCUAUCUAUGAUGAGGACAUUCAAGAAUGGAACAUUGGCCACCUGAAUACACUGCUCGAUAUGGUGGAGCAAGAGUGUGGAAUCGUCAUAGACGGUGUGAACACUCCCUACCUGUACUUUGGCAUGUGGAAGACCACCUUUGCCUGGCACACUGAGGACAUGGAUCUCUACAGCAUCAACUACCUGCAUUUUGGCCAGUCCAAGUCUUGGUUUUGUUUUCAUAUAGAAUUAUGAAACACCCUGCAUUAUUUGUGCUCCCUUGCAGGUUUCUUCCCUGGUAGUUCCCAAGGGUGCGAUGCUUUCCUUCGUCACAAGAUGACUUUGAUAUCUCCGUCCAUCCUGAAGAAAUACGGCAUUCCCUUUGACAGGGUAACUCAGAAUGAAGGAGAAUUUAUGAUAACUUUUCCUUAUGGCUACCACGCUGGCUUCAACCAUGGCUUCAACUGUGCUGAAUCCACAAACUUUGCCACUCUGCGUUGGGUUGACUAUGGCAAAACGGCUACUCAGUGCACCUGCCGUAAGGAUAUGGUCAAGAUCUCCAUGGAUGUUUUUGUGCGCUGCCUCCAACCGAAUCGUUAUGACUUGUGGAAGCAGGGAAAAGACAUCAUAGCGUUGGACCACAGUCGGAUCACAGAGCUUAGCAGCCCAGAAUUGGAGCGCUGGAGACAGCAUCGUGUCACAUAUAGAGCAAACCUCCUACGCAGGGCCAUGCAGAAAAUGAAACAGUUCCGCCGUCUUAAGCUGGAGGAGGUGAAGGUGUUGGCAGAAGAGGGCAUUGAGUUAAAUGCUGCUGAAUACCAGCGUCAAGUAGAAGAGCGGGAAGCCCAGCGGAAGCAGGAGAGAGAGGAGCGUCUUGCCAGAGAGGCCAUGAUGACCCUCGAAGCCAUGGAGCGAAGGGACCUGGAGGCCGCAGAAGCUGCCUCAAAAGCAAGUGAAAACUCCACUCAAGAGGAUCUAGAGGCCCAACAGCAGAGCAUGACUGACAAUAUGACAGACGAUGUUGAAAUAAAGCCGAAAAAUGCCGCCAUCACUGGAUUUCAAGAAGCAUUUGAACAGUUUGCUGCGUCACGGUCUGUCAACGUAGAUGACACAGAGGAAAUAAGUUGCGACCAGAAAACAGUUUGUCCGGCAAGCUACUCCAGCAUGAAGGUGACAACCGAGGUUAAGAAGAGCCGACGCCACCCCCUCACCAAACCACCCAUGCGAUCUCCGUUGUCAGUUGUCAAGCAAGAGCCGACUGGUUCCAAAGAACUUUCCUCACCCGUGCCACAGAAAAGCAGCACGGAGGAAGAAGAUGACCUCUGGCAGAAUCGCUUCCGCAACUUCUUGGCUGAGAAAGCUUUCAAUUCUGCUGUGUCAGUACUCCAGCCACACUGUGCGGUCUGCUCCCUCUUCUGUCCAUAUAAAAAGCCAAACCAUGAGCCCAGCAAUGUCAACGGCUCCCAGCGCACCCAAAUCCCAUGCCAUGGAAGUCGAACUCGUCCAAUCGUCCCCGAGAUGUGCUUUAGUGUUGGGACAGGCAGCGCUGAGCCUCCCCCCACUAGCAACUACAUUGGGGAGGAUGGAACCAGCGUCUUGAUAUGUUGCUCCUCAUGCAACGUGCAGGUUCAUGCCAGUUGUUUUGGCGUUAACCCGGACAUAGUCCAAGAUAAGUGGACAUGUUCUAGAUGUGCGGCAGGCGCCUGGGCAGUGGAGUGUUGCCUCUGCAACUUGCGGGGAGGAGCUUUAAAGGUUACCGUAGAUAACAGGUGGGUCCACAUCAUCUGUGCCAUUGCUGUGGCCGAAGCUCGUUUCAUCAAUGCCAUUGAGAGGGAGCCAGUAGACGUCAGUGCUGUUCCAGAAACACGGAAAAAUCUGGUAUGUGUGUUCUGCCAUGGCAAGACUGACAGUAAGAACCGUGGUGCAUGCAUCCAGUGUUCAGAGGAGAACUGUGCAACAUCUUUCCACGUUACAUGCGCCCAAAUUGCUGGAGUUGUCAUGACACCAGCCGACUGGCCCUACAUUGUGUCUGUCACCUGUCACAGGCAUAAAAAAAUGACUCUGAAGCCACGAACACCAGCCAAAACGCCCCUGCGUCCGACCCUGGGUCAAAGGGUAAUUGGUCGCAACACUGAUAGCUGGUAUUACCAUUGUACCAUCAUCGGCAUGGCAACGCAAACCUUCUACGAGGUCAACUUUGACGACGGCUCAUAUUGCGACAACAUAUACCCGGAAAAUAUAACAAGUCAUGACUGCCUGCGUAGCGGUCCUCCUGAUGUGGGGGAGUUGAUUGUGGUCAGCACGACUGACGGUCAACACCUCAAUGCUUCCUUUGUCAAACAACACACCCACAAGCUCUACCAGGUUGAGUUCCAGGACAAAAGUCAGCUCUUGCUGAAGCAUUCAGAGAUCCAUCUGCUGGACCAGGAACUGCCCAAGAGGGUCCGGACUCGCCUUGCCAUACCUACAUCCCAGGAGGAGACUCCCUUAGCCGACGGAGCCGGAGCGGCCAAGCGUCGUUGCCUGCCCACCACCUCGACCCCGCGCACCAAUGCCCUGCCCUCCGCAUGUACCCCACGCACCAAUGCCCCCAUGGCAACGAUAUCCUCACCCCAGCCGACCACCCCUGUAGCAGCACCGGCGUCAAUGCAGUUUAGCAGCACGAGUAAACUUCCGGCCUCACAAUUUCUCUCCUCCAUGAGUGCGAGAUCAUCUGCGGUACCCGUGUCCCCCAGUGCUACUCCGAUGCUCCCGGAAACUCCAAUGGACACAGGCGGUGCCCUGUCUCAUGUUUUGACAGACUUGAACUUGGCCUCGGACCCAACCCUAAUGCCCCAGUCCGCCCCUUUCCAGUGCCAGCUGAACUCCGAUCCCCUUUUGUCAGCGCAAUCCCCUGCGCCACCCUCACAUAACAUUUCAGACAGCUACAUGCCGAGCAGCGGCUACGUCUCCUACAUGGAGACCCUCCUGCAUUCACAUUUCCCUGAGGACGAGGGGCCGGCGACUUUGUUUUAGACAACAGCUCCACUGCGCCAUAACUCGGCACCAAAUGGGAUGGAUGCUAAAAGAGGGAAAGUGUGGAGAGUGCUGCAAUUGCAAUUGAACACAAAUAUGUUGCACCAGCUCUCAAAGACAUGAAAGCACUCUUUUAAUGCACGGAACUUUUUUUGACAUGAUCUAAUUGCAGUGGCGCUUACGCAGCAGCUACAUAGGACGGGAAUUUUUUUUUGUCUCAUUUUGUUUCUGCUAUUAUUAUUAUUAUUAUUAUUAUUAUUGUUCUUGUUGUGGUGGUGGCGUUUUUUUUUUUUUUUUUUUUGUAUUAUUAUUUUGGACUCUGUGCUUUUGCGUUGUCUCUGGGUGGGAUCAACUCAGUACCUCGUUGCAAGGUUCACUAUUGGAAGGCUCACAUUAUUGGUGUUAGGAAGCCAGUACUGAUAGUUUCAAGUAUGUCCUGUACAAAACAGUUUCUUUUCUACACGUCAAAGUAACCAGCAACAAAUGGAUCUAUUUUUCCUUCGAGCCAAGUGCAGCUUUAACAGCUGCACACAUACAAUGUUCUUCAACAGGAAUUUUCACUCAAGUGUUUUUUUUUCGUGCAAGAGGUAAAUGCAGCAAUGGGUUUAAAAUGUAUUAUUGGUAAAGUCAGUAUUUAAAUGUCUUAGAUAUUGAAUGAAAUAUAAUAGGAAAACAUUCAGUAUCAGUCCACAGAAUACGUUGUGAACAUGUGACACGGUAGUUAACAAAAAAGGCCUUGUAUGUAUUACCAUUGUUCAAUGGUCUUUGAGUGACUCCCAGUUUUCACUUGCAAAACAUGUCUCAGGGUUCCUACACUCACAAAAUAAAUAUAGUUGAGGGCUUUGUACUGCUAAAAAAAAAAAUGAAUUAAGUUGAAAAUUCUAUAGUGAUGUGGAGUGAUCUACUCACUAAAAUUUCAUUUGAAAAAUUCAUUAAAAUGAUCCACUUUUAGUAAAUUUGUUGUAUAAACAUAGGAACCCGAGGGUAUGAUGCAAUGUAUAAACUCUAUGUUGUAUGAUUAUAGUGUGUGUCUUUUCUAGUUCAUCUUUUGGAUCGACGUUGAAAGCUUGGCCAUUUUCAAACAUUUUUAUAGGAUUUCCUGGGCAGAUCACUGAAGUGGCACCGACAUGUUUGUUUUCUCCAGCCGUUUUUGCUGCAGAGAUCUUAAAACUACUGAUAGACUUUUUUUCACUUUCAUCUUGUACAUAGCAAAGGUCUUGCAUAUUGUGAUUGAAAUCUGUAAACGUCAAACAUGAACACCCCCCACCCAUCCAUCAUAACCGAGAAAAUGUUUGGCUUUGUCUUCAAAGUAAUUCAAACCAAGAAAGAAACCUUAUUUCUUAGGGAUUAAAGUGGCUUGCUCGUCACCA